Molecule: messenger RNA, 221 nt
Organism: Cylicostephanus goldi
Lineage: Eukaryota; Metazoa; Nematoda; Chromadorea; Rhabditida; Strongylidae
Source: the annotation of a GenBank genome assembly
AUGGCGGUACUCAGCCACACGCGGAGGUUCCCAAGCCAAGAACUGGAAGAGAAAGAAUACCACUGUUUUCCGCAGAUUCCGUUAAAUUUAUGCUUUUUUCUUGUUAUUUUUGGUUCGUUGAUUGUUAUGUGUCAUGCCGAAAUAACAAGGUUGUUUAUAUUUACCAUUUUAAUGAUAGGAAAGGGUUUUGUCUUCUGGGUAUUUGUUCAAAUGCUAUAAGG